AUGAAGCCAUCCCGUGCAGCGGUUCUUGUGCUGGUAACGGCGCUUGUGCUGGCACUGCCGCUGGUGCCGGUGGCAGAGGCAUCGUGCGACGCCGAUCCAAUCGGUCGUUCCUGUAGAGAAGGGGUCAAUAAUGGUAGUUUCAAUGAGCCAGAUUUUAUCAAGCCGUGCUGCGUCUAUUUAUCAGGAGGCUACAUCAGCUGCCUGUGUGAGAUCCGUCUGCAGAUCUCAUUGAGUGCGCCGGGCCAGAUCUUCUGCCCCAAUAUCCCAUGUUGA
Messenger RNA from Triticum turgidum subsp. durum (durum wheat), 273 nucleotides. The record is from the annotation of a GenBank genome assembly. Lineage: Eukaryota; Viridiplantae; Streptophyta; Magnoliopsida; Poales; Poaceae.